AUGACUCAUUACAGUAAUGACAACGAACAAUGGGCAAGGGUUCAUACGGCAGAUGAUGAAGGUUGCUCAUGGAUCCUUCUCUUGGACGCGUUGCAAAAACAGGAGAGAGAAUCUAGAGCAUGGGAUAACCCUGAGUAUGCUGGAACAAAGCAUAAGAUUGCCUACUUGCUUCAACGAAAGAGGCGAUGCUGGGACUUCAUGCCUCUUAACAUUACCAAGCCAUUUGCUACCACAACAAUUUGUCAUUGGGUUGAGAUUGUAUCAAUGUUAGGUCUCGUCUGGGUGGAAUUUGACGUGAAGAAGUCCGUUUUGAAUGCAGAAGGAAAUGGCUUCAUGGUAAAGAGCGAAUAUAUGCCAGGUUUGGGAAUUCUUGCGAGAUUCUCACGGUUAUCGACAUCAAACCACGAGGAGAACCGAAUAAUUCCUUGCCACGAGAUAAAGCAAUUAUGCUUUGGAGAGGUUCCUUCGGUCUUCGACGACCAAGCGACAAAGACAGGCCGUCUUCAGUUUGGUCCGGGAAAUUUGGAGUCUUGUCUUUCGCGUUUACUGCCGGAGCUUGCAUUCUCGGACCGCAAGCUCCUAUCACAAUCAGUAGAGAGACCUUCAGUAUUUCCAUGUGAGUUUCGAUAAUUGAAAACCUUCACUUCUUGAUUCUGCUAAUUCCAUGUCAGACACCUUUGAGCUACUGGGAAUGGUAGCCAAGUCAGUACACUUGUCAGGCUCCCGAUUCCGAAGGCUACCGAACCCAUGCGCAGCCAGCUGGACGCCGCAUGUCGAUUUCGCCUCAUGUCUCAAAACCUUCGGCUCUCAUUUGAAGAAUUCAAGCUUGGGGGAUGACGACCUCACAAAGGAACUUCAAAGCUUGUUUUCAAAAGGCCGACUGUACGGGAAAUAUCUCAAUGACUCGACUUUAGAGCAGAAGAUUUCGGCUUAUGAGCUUUAUGCUGAUCUCUAUAACAAAGUGAAAAAAGAAACAUAUACCCCAGCGGAUAAGGGGAAAGACGAGAGUGAUCAUGUGAAGGAGAGCCGAAAGAGAUACAACGACAAGCAUCUGGAUCUGCUCGACACGCUUCAUGAAGCUUUGGAUGUAGUGGAAACUACACUAAGGCAAAACAUGCUCAAGGACGUCCGCCAGGUCUUGACUUUGCAUUUCACAGCCGUUUUAAGUCAGCAGGACGAUCUUGAAAAAGAGCUGGAAAAUGCGACUCUUGAUAACCCGAAGGAGAAGAUACUCUUGGCCUUCUACUUUGAGGAGAUCUACCCCAAUGUGGUCCAAGCAGAAGAUUGGAACGGGCGAGCUUCAAAUGGUUCGACGGCUAGCGAUGCAUCGACGCUUUGUUCAAACUCGGAUAGAAGAAGUGCGGUGUGGCUCGCUUUGAUGUUCAGAUUGUGGUCGUGGAUGUUCUUGCACGACUUUAAUUCGGAAGACAGGAUGAUUGAAAGAAGCGAGUUUAAGAAUAAUAGGUUGCCUGUGUAUAUUAGUUGA
Hymenoscyphus albidus is the source of this 1486-nucleotide messenger RNA. The record is from the annotation of a GenBank genome assembly. NCBI's taxonomy places the organism in Eukaryota, Fungi, Ascomycota, Leotiomycetes, Helotiales, Helotiaceae.